CACCCUCUGACAGGGAGAACUCUCCGUGGUGCUGACAGCAGAACAACACAUUCCGGCUCAAGCUUCCUCUCAGCCGCAAAGGGUGAAGGCAAGCGAGACACAAGAAACAAAAACACAACACGAAUGGCUGCAGAGAAAGCCUCGUGUUUUAGGAGUAUUAGUUCAAAGGCACUCGGCAAGAGAAAGAGCAAUGAAAGAAAGGGAUGGACAGAAAGCAAGAGAGCGCGGCUGACGUAUUAGCGUAAGGUGGCUACAGUAGGGAGUGGGCGUGUUCUUCUUGUUUUGAUGUAUAGUUGGGAAGCCCAGUGUCAUCUGCUUAAGCGCCGAGCAACUGUGCUGAACAGGACAGAGAAAGCCGGCACGGAAUGCCAUAUCUUUGGUCUACCUCAACCAAGAGGAUGGUGCGGAUGAGGAAAUCUUUUUUUUUUUUUCCGCUAUCAUUGUGACACUUUGAUCCAAUGAAAAAGAGAAAUACACACUCCAGGAAAGAAGAAUUUGAAACAUUUUACCAGCCUGCUUGGCUCUGCGGCUGAUAGAGGACUUUGAUGUGAGAUGAUGUGAUGUGCAUUUUUGUAAUGCAUGCAGUGGCAGAUGUGUCAUGUGUCCUUAGGAUGUGCAGAUGUGUGCAAAAGUGAAGCUUGCAGCUGGCUCGGAGUUUGGCAGCAUCUGGAUUGGAGGUGUCCGAUCAUCGGCCCAGGAGAAGGGAGCAUUGGGCAGGGCACCCGAUGGCUCGGCUCCCUUCUAGUCCCAUCUUCUUCCUGGGUCACUGGGACUCCUUCUAGUGGGACACAAUCUGUUGGAAAAUACAAUGGAUGGAGGUCUAUGUGGAUUUAAGUGGGAGAGUGAAUGGGUCCUCCAGCAAAGCUCAGAGUUCAAUAUUGCACCCUGGACUCAGGUAAAGACAGAAGACACUUUGAUCUACACAACAGUAAAGACAAAGCCCUUUUAACUGGUGAGGAUAUAGCAACAGAAGGCAAACACUUGCGUAUGGGCUCAAUAACCAUGCCUGAUCCCCAGGAGCGUAUGCCCUUGCCCCACCUGCACACCAUAGCCUGCGGGCAGGGCUUUUCUGUCCGCUCCCAGUCCCUUCAUUCGGUCGGGGGUGGAGGUAACAGCGGAGGAGGAGGGGAUGAGGAAGUAGGGAGUCCGACCUCUAGGAAGCAGCCACCACCUAAGCCUAGGAGAGACCCGGCCACCAAGCUAAGCAUGUCGUCUGAGGCGGUGGACCACAGUGCCAUGUCCACCUGCCACGGGGAGAGAUGUGACGCACAAGGAUGCAAUGAGGACUGUCGGAGGGUGCCACCUCCCAAACCCAAAAGGAACCCGAACACACAACUGAGUGUUUCCUUUGAUGAAUCCUACAUUAGGAGCCAUGGGAGCGGUGGUGUGUGCCCGUCCAAGCCCCUCCACCACACCACAUCCCCCUGUGAACGUAACCCCUCACCUCCACAGAGCGAUGAGAGUCCCACUGACGACUGCGAGGAUGAGCCUGUCUAUAUAGAAAUGGGUGGGAUUGACAUAGGACCGCGGGAACCGUUGAGGAGUGAGGAUGAGGAGCCAGGAGAGUCUGUGUAUGAGGAAAUGAAGUACCCAGCCCUGGAUGAUAUGGAGUACCGCACCGAUCCUGUUGGAUGUCGUUCUGCCUGCCCCACCCCGGCACCCUAUGACCCAGAGCCGCUUAGUCGCUGUUCCACCCCUCGGAACAUUCCCUUAUGUGACAUUCCUGCACCCUUUCCUAAUUUACUCACUCACCGGCCUCCGCUGCUGGUGUUUCCACCAGCACCGGCCCAGUGCUCGCCAAACUCAGAUGAGUCCCCCCUCACACCUUUAGAUGUAACCAAAUUACCAAUGCUGGAGAACCAGCCCUACAGCAAAUCCCCCACCUCUUCGAAUGAGCCUCCCCCCUCUGCACACAUCCGCAGGGAGCUCACUGCUACCCCGACACUCACAGUCUCUGGCCGCUCCUCUGCACCUCCGCUCCCCUGUACUCUCUAUAAAUCCUCGUCAUCCUCAUCCUAUCAGCGUAGCCACUCUGCCUGCCCGUCACCAGUCAGCAUGGGCCGCUGUCUCACCCCUCUGAGCCUAAUGCGCACACCUCCAUUUGAUGCUCCAAUGCCAUUUCCCGGGGGUCUCCCUCGGAGUGCCUCCGCUACCCCUCAUGGCAAAGGUUCCCCACCUCAAGAAGGCGUCGGACGGCUCCACGGCUCUAUGCAGAAUGUGUCAACAGGUCGUUCGCGGACACCCACCAGUCCACUCGACGAGCUAACGAACCUGUUCACCACAGGCAGGAACAUGUUAAAGAAAAACACCAGUGGAAGAAAAUCUAAAGAACCAGGAGAGAGUGAGUCUAAGGUCAAGUCUCACGGUGAUUCUAAGCGCGAGGGUAAGGAACGCCACAGCAAGGAGUCCAAACGUGAGUCCAAAGAGCGUCACAGCAAGGAGUCUUCUCAUCGAAGAGACAAAGACAGAGACAAAGAAAAAGAUCGGGGCACCAGCAGCAAUACAGAACCUCCGGUCCACAGACGCAACAGUAGGGACCGCACUUCCAGCAGUACAGACGCGCCCAUUGUUUGCAGGGAUAGCAAGGACCAAGCCUCCAGUGGUCUAGAGCCCAUCCCUGGCAGACGGGACUCCAAAGACAGAGGCUGCAGCUCCUUAGACCCCAUACCUUUAAUAAGAAAAGACUCAAAAGACAGAGGUAUCAGCAAUGGCGAACUGAUGCCUAGGAAAGAGAGUAAAGAUCGGAGUGGGGGGCACGGAACAGAGUCCUCACAAAGACAGGACAGCAAAGACCGAGACAAGCUAAUAGAUCAACCACAUGAGCCGUUGUCAAGACAAGACAGCAAGGAAAGGACAAGGAACGGUAUGGAUUACAAGCAUGAAAGCAGAGAGAGACUGCUGGAUCGGCCACCUGAGCUUUUACCUCGGCAGGACAGCAAAGAGCAAGCCAGGAAUGGUUUGGAAUCGAAGCAGCACAGCCGAGACCGGGCAGGUGACCUUCUGCCGCGUCAAGAAAGCAAAGAUAGAACUAGAAAUGGACCUGAAUAUCGGCAUGAUUGCAAAGACGGUCGUCCUGAUUUGUUACUCCAUCAAGAGAGUGUCGACAGAGAAAGAAGUAGCACUGAACAUAAAUACGAAGGAAGAAUAGACCAGCCACCUGAAAUGCCACCACGACAAGAAACAUCCAGGAGCAACAGGGCUGAUCUUAAGUAUGAGGUCAGAGAUCGGAGCUGCCACAACGGAGGGGAUCUUCCUCCCCAUCUUUUACCCAGGCAGGAGAGUAAAGACCUGAGUAGGACCGGCCUUGAAGUGAGGCGGGACAGCAAAGACAGAAGUCUUAAUAGCUCAGAGCAGCAUCAUUAUGACAUCAAGCGCACAAAGAGUCCUCCUUCACUGGAGUACAGGUGUGAUAAAGAACGUGGGCACAAGUCCGAUGGCACACCACGGCGUGAUAACAGAACAAAUUACAACAUGGACUCAUCAAAAGCACAAGAGAGAAACGGCAGCACAAUUUCAGGGCAGCAUUCAUCCACUAACACACCCACUCACCAUGGGAGAUCAUCCGGUAGCCCGCCUUUCACUGCAGGAACUGGAAACGAUUUGAAAACAGCACCUAAGUAUAGCCGCUCCCCUUCUGUGCCCAAUAAUCCUUCCCCAAUAGGAACGCCACAAAGGAGAGCAGGAGAGACACAUCAAAGUCAGGUGCCCCAGAUGCCAUGGAUAUGUGGAGACACCACUAUGCUAGAGCAGAUAGAGAGGAAACGUAACCUGUGUGCAGAGAUCCUCUCAAGGCAGCAUCCUCACUUGCAGAGAUAUCUGGAAAGGCCUCCACCUCCGGACAAGAAUGAGGACAGGUACCACGAGCGAAGUCAGUGCAAGCUGGAAAGCUCAUCAGUCCUCGCUGGCUGUGGGAAAAGCAGUGGAACCAAGAAGAUCCGACCUCCCCCAUACCCAACACAGACAACUGUAUUCUGGGACACAGCCAUUUGACAUUUGAAAGAAGAUUUUCAAACCUCUGCCACAUAACCCCCACAUACUCACUCCUUCUCCCCGCUUGGUGGUACUGGGUCUCCCCUGUAACAAUGCUUCAGGGACCACAAAGAAUACCAGAGGGUCAGGAAACUCGCUGAUGUCAGGACUAUAGUGGUUACCAUUGCAAUAUUUCUGCUUGUUCAGGUUGUCACAUUUUCUUAUCAUCGCUGUUGAUAUUUGAUAUUUUUCUAUUUCCUUUUACUGGACUCUUGUAUAUUGAUAAGUAGAGUAGAUAUUCAAUGAUGAAUAGAUAUUUUCCAACUAAGAUGAAGGGGAACAAAAAGCAUCUUGAAAUAUGUAUAGUAGAUUUCAAUGCAAUCUAAUAUUUGUUUCAAUGUUAUUUUUGGUUUAGUUUAUUUUACAUUUAAAAAAAAAAACAUAAUGUAUCAAUACUUGUACUGUAGUAGCAUAAUUUUUUAUGCCCAGCUCUUUCUUUGUGUGUGCGCAAAAGCACUUCAAUUCUGCUCAAACACUCAGUUUUAUCUAUAUUCUUCACGUUUUCACUGUUGUAUUGUAAUCGAGGAGUGAACGUUAACGUGCUUUAGAUGCCGGGGGGCUCUCAAAGCCUUCACAACUAUGUUCCAGAACAGUGGUCUCAAACUCCAGUCCUUGAGAGCUGCUUUCCUGCCACUUUCAGGUGUGCCCAUUGCCCUGCACAUCUGAAUCAAAUGGCUGAACUGCCUCACUAGCAUGCAGUCAGGCUCUACGGAGCUCUGCUAAUGAGCUAGUAUCUGAGUCAGGCGUGUCGAAGCAGAGAGACACCUAAACGUCGCAGGACACCGGCCCCCGAGGGCUGGAGCUUGAGACCAACGCUCUAGAAUGUACAACAGUGGGUCCUAGAACAGAUUCAGUUUCACUUUUGAGAAUUGCGGUUACAAGCUAUGUGCUCACAAACUCAAAGCCUUUCUGAAGUGGCUGAAUCAUUUUAGCUGUUGGUUGACUUACUGUAACAGACAGAGCAAUGUUAUGAUGUAGUCCAAAAAAAAGCUAAGAAGUUGAGUUUGAUAGGUAGUAAAUUAGAAUACACAUUUUUAAUAGUCUAAGACCGACCAAAGCCUAUUGACAUUUUAAAUCUGCAGUGCCGGUUUUAAUAAGGGCCAUGUAGGGAGUUGUCCAGGGCGGUAUCAGAGAAUGGGAUGCAUGAACACCAGAUAAAAAAAACAACUUAUCUGUCAGUUAAGCCAUUCUAUAGUCUCUAGUUUUCUAUUGCUUUUAUGCAGGUUAGUAGCAGUCCUCUGCUUGCUUCAACAAAUAGGGAGACUGGCUCACCUGCUUUCUGUGGGACUGCCUGCAUUUUGUCCCACCUCAGAAUCUCAGAUGACUUCCUGCAAUUCGAUUGGCUGGGGUGCAACAGGAUGAUGAGCUUGUCUAAGGCACCAUUAAUAUGAAAACUGCCUCUGCAAAUCGGUGUGGUUGCACUCAGAUGGUUGGGUAUUUGUUAAGCGGUUAUUGGCAGGAGCUAGUGAGUAAUGUCACUCUUAUAACGCCAUGCACAACAUGACCACCACGACAGUGUAAAUACUCGAUGCCAACAGUUAGCCCGUACAAUCAAGACCUAAGCUUUUAGUGAAUUUCCUAAUUUUACAGCAGAUUAUUAUAGCCAUAUGCACUUGAAGAAAUAACAUUCAAUGUUAUGCUUAUAUAUUUUUGGGGAAAUGUUAAGAGUGAUGCGUUGUGCCAUGUUUGAUUUAAUUUAUUGGCUGUAAAGGAAAUCCUCAGGAGUCUGGCUGUGUUCGAUGUGCAGUCAUCUAUCAGCGGUUGUCUCUGACAAUGUUCCCAAACCAGAAUUGGUUGGCAACUGCUUUAGAAAUGUCAGAUUGUUUAAGGACCUAUCACAUUGCAGUCAAAAAGAAAAAGGGUUUGCCUUUCAAAUUAUUUGGGACUUUUUCUUUUGGAAAACAAACAAUAAAAAAACACAACAACACUACCAAUCAUUUUCUAAGACACUAAUUCAGGCUGGUUACCUGUAUGUCCUUCUCUUCCUGUUCUCAUCCUCUACCUCUAACCCCUUUCUUACAUCUCAAUUGGUAUUCCUUUUGUACAUUAAAAUGCAAUGUUAACAUUA
Fundulus heteroclitus (mummichog) is the source of this 6097-nucleotide messenger RNA. RefSeq names its product neuronal tyrosine-phosphorylated phosphoinositide-3-kinase adaptor 2b (gene nyap2b). Bases 847 to 3990 code for a protein of 1047 amino acids. The transcript has 6 exons. NCBI's taxonomy places the organism in Eukaryota, Metazoa, Chordata, Actinopteri, Cyprinodontiformes, Fundulidae. The record is from RefSeq and is a predicted model, not a curated record. Gene Ontology annotation, biological process: phosphatidylinositol 3-kinase/protein kinase B signal transduction; neuron projection morphogenesis.